Molecule: messenger RNA, 1362 nt
Organism: Aspergillus nidulans FGSC A4
Lineage: Eukaryota; Fungi; Ascomycota; Eurotiomycetes; Eurotiales; Aspergillaceae
Exons: 2
Coding region: 1-1362 (453 amino acids)
Source: RefSeq, a predicted model, not a curated record
AUGACUGAAUUUUCAUUCCUUCCAGUAGAGAUCCUGCAUCACAUCUGCCUCCAUGCCGAUCUGGCAGGCCGCAAGGCGCUGUGCCUUACAAACCGGCUCUUAGCCAACAUCGCACAGCCAUGGGUAUUCCAGACCACCGCCGUCUCCCCUCUGAAGGCCAGCUGUGAUCGACUGCAAAAUAUACUGAAGAAUCCACGGCUGGCAGAGUACGUAAAAAAGCUCUACAUCACCACCUACAACUUGGACAAGGACGGUGACUAUAUGUACUACUCGGACGACGAAGGCGAAGAGGAUGAGCUAGAAGACGAGACGAGUCUUCCGCUCCGAUUCUGGAACUUCUUUGACAGUCUCAAGGACCUCCCCCGCCUGCAAAGCAUCGCCCUGUCUUUCCACCCCGAACACACGAACCACGACUGGCACCCCGUUCCGCAGGAGAUGUUCUUUCGCUCCGCCGUCAUGCAGCGGGCCUUUGCUGCAUUCGCAGCACAGCCGCAGCCACUUAAAGAGCUGGCUCUGGCCGAGCUACACAACAUCAACGAGACGGACCCUAGAGCCGUGUCCAAUAUCAGGAAAGUCCUGAGCGCUCUACAAUCCCUAAGACUGAACAUCACAAACGAGCACCGCGAGUUCCACGGCGAACUCGACUACCAGCGAACCGAGGCGCAUGAGUUCUACCAAACCCUGCCCUCACACUGGCUAGAACCCACAACGGCCAAUUUGCGGCAUCUGACGAUCUACUCGUCCCUUUACUGCGGCUUCUAUCCGAAACUCGACUUCAGGGGCCUGCACUUUCCACACCUCAAAUCGCUGUCGUUGGGAAACUACGGCUUCGUUCACGAUUCUCAGCUGACCUGGAUUCUUGCGCAUGCCGAUACCCUGACAGAGCUAUACCUCGAUGACUGCGGCAUUCUAUAUGAGGUCUCGAUCAAGGAUUUUGAGAAUACGUACCUGUCCCCAGGCCAGUACACGCAACGCGGCGGACUCCUUGGUGCCCUCUAUGCAUGCUACACCAAGCGCUGGGCAGAUUACUUCCGCGCGUUCAAAGAUGGGCUGCCGCACCUCCGGCGUUUCAGGUACGGUCACUCGCCUGAGGGUUGGGAGUUUAAUUCAACACCGUUUGAGCGCGAGGCGGAGAUCGUGAUCGGGCUCCAUGAGGAGAGUUAUUUGGUCUUCUGUGAUGGCAUCGGACCCAGUCCGUAUAUAGAGGAGCUGAUUUACCGGUAUCCGAGGAACGCGGAUGGGGGUGGAGGUGGGCAGUGCUUUGUGCAAGCGCAGACGUUGACGCCUUCUGAUGAGGACAAGAUGGCCCUGGAAGAACUUUGCAGGAAGCUCGGGCAGUCUGUACCUUUGAGGGAGGAGUAA